Molecule: messenger RNA, 342 nt
Organism: Didymodactylos carnosus
Lineage: Eukaryota; Metazoa; Rotifera; Eurotatoria; Philodinida; Philodinidae
Source: the annotation of a GenBank genome assembly
AUGUCAGACGAAGGCAUCGCUUCACUAUUGACACAUAUCGAUCAAUUAAAUUCCCUGAAAACAGCAUAUGAAAAAGCGGCUGCACAAAGUAUGCAAUGUGCAGUUUAUUCCAGAUGGUUCUUUGAUGGACAUCCUGUACAUAUGGGACCAAUAGAUUUCAAUCAAAGAGAUGCUUCGUUUAAUGAUUUGGCAGAUGAAUUAGCUAUUAUUGGCACACGGUACUAUUCAGGGCCAACUAUUUCACAAUCAGCUUCAUUAGGCAAUUCGGCAUUACAAAGUAGUAAUGAAAAAGUAAGGAUAUCUCACAUUUUGUUUGAAGAAAAUGAGGGAAUCAUGAUGUAG